This is a messenger RNA of Lobosporangium transversale, 687 nucleotides long. RefSeq lists its product as hypothetical. Bases 1 to 687 code for a protein of 228 amino acids. The record is from RefSeq and is a predicted model, not a curated record. The transcript is spliced from 5 exons. NCBI's taxonomy places the organism in Eukaryota, Fungi, Mortierellomycota, Mortierellomycetes, Mortierellales, Mortierellaceae.
AUGAGUAUAAUAUCGCGGACGAGUGGUUGGCCAGGGCUACAAGCAACAACUGCUUCAUCAUCCCUGUGCGGGGUUAAGAGAUUAUUUGAGCACGCUCAGGGAACAAGCUCAGAUAGUAUCAAACUCAAGUGCACAUUCUUCUCAUGUCACACAAGACCAAUACAUACUUCGGAUGCACACAUCCACGACCCUGUCAUUACCCAUUUCACAAUCGAAAAAAAAAAAUGGUAUUUCUUCACUUCAUACCCUCCACCGAGACGAGGGCCGCGAAUAUCUUUUCCCCCAUUUUGCUCACUUCAAUGGGAUGCAGACAAAAUCGAAAAACUGCGUGCACAGCUAACAUUACUUGCGAGCAUCGCAUGGUUGCAUUAUAUAGAAUGCAAUCAAUACCAGGAGGCCUUAGUAGGCAUACUACAGAAGGGCCUCGUUGCCGACUUUGUCACAAUUUUACAAUGGUGGUUGCCUCUGGCAAGCAUUCGAGGAAGUUACUCCCCGUCCUUCGACGUCCAGCAGUGGAUAGGCCUGCACUACUCCCCCUACCAAACCCACUACCUCCGUCAUCCCACCUAUCACAACUAUUACCCCUGUCAUUACUUCCGCAGCCCCUACUGCCCCCAAGGCAGGAGACAUACUCACCAGAAGGAGAGAAGCUCAUUGGAACUUAACACAGCUUGGGAUAAAGAUUAA